Molecule: messenger RNA, 2240 nt
Organism: Alnus glutinosa
Lineage: Eukaryota; Viridiplantae; Streptophyta; Magnoliopsida; Fagales; Betulaceae
Product: endoglucanase 11
Exons: 5
Coding region: 149-1747 (532 amino acids)
Biological process (GO): carbohydrate metabolic process
Molecular function (GO): hydrolase activity, hydrolyzing O-glycosyl compounds
Source: RefSeq, a predicted model, not a curated record
AAAGUCACAUCUAAGAGAACAGAGUAACUAGUUUUCAAAUUUCCAUUCAAAAAAAAAGAAAAAACAAGUUUUCAAACUAUAUAGCAGUAGACAGGGCUCACUUUUCCCUAUUCCCUUCACUCCUAAAAAGCUCUUUAGGAGGGAAGGGAUGACGACUAUGGAGGAUCAUCAGGAGAAGCAGAAAAGGCUUCACCAUUGUCGAGCUCCAAAAAAAACUCCCAGAUUCGGACAAAGUUGGUGCCUUCUGCUAUCCCUGUUUGCCAUUUCCGCCUCUGCUCGAGGUUUCGACUAUGCAGAUGCUCUCACAAAGAGUCUGCUCUACUUCGAAUCUCAACGCUCCGGGCGGCUACCGUACAACCAAAGGGCCACUUGGCGUGACCAUUCCGGCCUCACCGAUGGCCUAGAACAAGGGGCUGACUUGGUAGGAGGAUAUUAUGAUGCUGGUGACCACGUAAAAUUUGGGCUACCAAUGGCAUUCACUGUCACAAUGCUCUCAUGGGGUGUCAUAGAAUUCCGGCAACAAAUCGCCGUCGCCGGUGAAUUGGAACAUGCCAUGGAGGCUAUUAAGUGGGGCACGGAUUAUUUCAUUAAGGCACACACUAGCCCAAAUGUGUUGUGGGCAGAGGUGGGUGAUGGCGACACCGACCACUAUUGCUGGCAACGACCGGAGGACAUGACGACGUCGCGGCAAGCGUACAAGAUCGACGAGAACAACCCCGGGUCCGAUCUCGCCGGCGAGACGGCGGCGGCAAUGGCAGCAGCAUCAAUGGUGUUCAAGAAAACAAACCCACAUUACUCGCACCUACUUCUUCACCACGCCCAACAGGUGUUUGAUUUUGCAGACAGAUACAGAGGAAAGUAUGACGGGAGUGUGGAGGUGGUGAAGAGCUACUACGCGUCGGUGAGUGGGUACAAGGAUGAGUUGUUGUGGGCAGCCUUGUGGCUGUACAAGGCCACCGACAAGGAGGAGUAUUUGAAGUAUGUUGUUGAGAAAGCUCAGUGCUUUGGUGGCACUGGCUGGGCCAUAGCAGAGUUCAGUUGGGACGUUAAGUAUGCUGGCCUCCAAGUCAUUGCCUCAAAGUUGCUCAUGGAAGAGAAGCACAAGGAGCACGCUCACACACUUGAGCAGUACCGGUCGAAAGCGGAGCACUACAUAUGCUCUUGCCUUAACAAGAACAAUGGCAGCAACGUGGAGCGCACCCCCGGCGGCCUCCUAUACGUCCGGCAAUGGAACAACAUGCAGUACGUUUCAACGGCAGCUUUCCUCCUCACAAUAUACUCCGAUUUGCUUCAAAACUCAAACCAGAAGCUCAUAUGCCACGGAGGAAUGGUGGGUCAUGAAGAAAUCCUCACCUUUGCGAAAUCACAGAUCGACUACAUCUUAGGCUCUAAUCCAAUGAACAUGAGCUAUUUGGUCGGCUAUGGUGCAAAUUUCCCAGCAAGGGUGCACCACAGGGGAGCCUCGAUCGUGUCAUAUAGAGAGAGCAAAGGGUUCAUAGGGUGCACCCAAGGGUAUGAUUAUUGGUACAGCCGGCCGGGGGCCAACCCCAAUGUUCUGGUCGGGGCCUUGGUCGGAGGGCCGGAUUGCGAAGAUAAUUUUGUGGAUGAAAGGGAGAAUUAUAUGCAGACAGAGGCCUGCACAUAUAAUACAGCUCCUUUGGUUGGAGUUUUGGCGAAGUUGCUGCAAUUAGAGGACCAAAAUUUGGAUGAGAAUCAUCAUACCUCACCUUUGCUUGCUUCUUAUUAGAAAUGAUAUACGAAGAAUCAGUUGAUCGGACCUCGUACUUUAAGAAAACGAAACCUUUGCUUGCUUCUUAUUAGAAAUGAUCUCAAUAGAGUGUUGGAUCUUCUAUAAGAUCACGUACUCUCCCAUGUUCGAAGAACAGUUUACGUUGAUCGGAUACCGUACUUCAGGCGUACAAAACCUUUGCUUGCUACUUAUUAUAAAUGAUCUCAACAGAGUUGUUGGAUCUUCUAUAAGAACACUCUCUGUCUCUCAUGUUUGAAGAACAGUUGAUCAGAUACCGUACUUCAGGCGUACAAAACCUUUGCUUGCUUCUUGUUAUAAAUUAUCUCAAUAGAGUUGUUGGAUCUUCUACAAGAACACUCCCCCCAACAACACAUUUCUGUUUUUUGGGCUGAUGUAAGGUGUGCCAGCCGAUGUGUACCUUCAUUGUUUUGUAAUAUUUGAAAUAGUGAUGAAUACAAGAUUAUAAAUGGUCAGCAUUGUGGCUUUAUUU